This is a messenger RNA of Choloepus didactylus (southern two-toed sloth), 2504 nucleotides long. It is a transcript of the gene ERP29, whose product is annotated as endoplasmic reticulum protein 29. Lineage: Eukaryota; Metazoa; Chordata; Mammalia; Pilosa; Megalonychidae. The coding region runs from base 87 to 869 and encodes 260 amino acids. Gene Ontology annotation, cellular component: endoplasmic reticulum; endoplasmic reticulum lumen. Gene Ontology annotation, biological process: protein secretion. The transcript is spliced from 3 exons. The record is from RefSeq and is a predicted model, not a curated record.
CUAGAGCCCGGCCUUCCAGACACGUGACCCCGGGGCUCCCGGCUCUCUUCACUUCUGCUUUCCUAACUCUGUCGUAAUCCGGCGUUAUGGCUGCCGUCGUGCCCCGUGCUGCUUUUCUGUCCCUGCUGCUUCCCCUUUUCCUGUGCCUGCUGCUCUUCUUUCCGCAUGGCGGCAGCGGCCUGCACACUAAGGGCGCCCUUCCCCUGGAUACAGUCACUUUCUACAAGGUUAUUCCCAAAAGCAAGUUCGUCUUGGUGAAGUUCGACACCCAGUAUCCCUACGGUGAGAAGCAGGAUGAGUUCAAGCGUUUGGCUGAAAACUCCGCCUCCAGCGAUGAUCUCUUGGUAGCAGAGGUGGGGAUCUCAGAUUAUGGUGACAAGCUGAACAUGGAGCUGGGCGAGAAAUACAAACUGGACAAAGAGAGCUACCCAGUCUUCUACCUCUUUCGGGAUGGGGAUUUUGAGAACCCAGUCCUGUAUAGUGGGGCGGUUAAGGUUGGAGCCAUCCAGCGCUGGCUAAAAGGGCAAGGGGUCUACCUGGGUAUGCCUGGCUGCCUGCCUGCAUAUGACACCCUGGCUGGGGAAUUCAUCAAGGCCUCCAGCAUAGAGGCACGCCAGGCCCUCUUGAAGCGAGGGCAGGACAACCUCGCAAAUGUGAAGAAGACUGAGAAGAAGUGGGCUGAGCAAUACCUGAAGAUCAUGGGGAAGGUCUUAGACCAAGGUGAGGACUUCCCGGCAUCAGAGAUGACCCGGAUCACCAAGCUGAUUGAGAAGAACAAGAUGAGCGAUGGGAAGAAGGAGGAGCUCCAAAAGAGCUUAAACAUCCUAACCGCCUUCCAGAAGAAGGGGGCAGAGAAGGAAGAGCUGUAAAAAGGCACUCCGAGGGUUGGUGGGGGUGGAGACAAUUCCAUGCUUGCUGUGAGACCCUUGGGGGGGGUGGUGGAAAAAGUGGUACUACCCCAGAAAUCUGAGCCCUUGGUAUGCCUAGACAUUAAAUGCUGGGACGUAUCUAUAGCAAAUUUGGUGGAUAGCUGGAGUACUUACUCAGAUGGCUCAUGAAAUUCCCCCUCAUAAGGAAUUGGUGCUAUACAGAGGGUAGCGCCUAGGUCCCUGAGAGGUGUAAUUCUGAUGCAAUUAAAGGUUCAGCAUUUUGGUUAAGUGGACCUGAAGCCAUUCAGUUUACUUUUUCAAAUUGUACUCUUGUCUGUGAUUACUUUCCCCUUUGAAUUUAUUUUUGAAUCUUAGCUGGUAUGGACUCCAUUCUUCCAGGAUAACAAACUAUCCUGAUAAUAGUGCGAAAACUGCUCCAGGCAUGCCUUUUAUCAUUUUCCACUGGUUUUCAGGCUAAGUUGGGCUGACUCUGAGUGGUAAAUUGUAUUGCCCAUUUUCUGGCCCUUAAACUUAAAUGACAACAUUGAUGCCAUGGUUUAAUUAUUUUCCAUACUCCCUGAAGAACAUACAGCAAAUUGUUUUACUGAUAAAAUAUGGUGUUUUUUUUUAAAGUUGGAUUUAGACAGCUAAAUCAUAGUCCAAUCUGAAAGUUAAAAAAAGAAAAAAUGGGAAUUUUUUUCCCCAUGGAAGUCACUCUUUGACCAUCAGUUAUUCUGUAAGUACCAACUUUAAAAAAGCAAUGAGUAGAAAAAACUUGUACUGAUUUUCAGGUUUGUUUCCAGGAGUGAGGAGUAGUUAUCAGUAGUGGUAAUGGAGUCUGCUGAAGCUUCCUGAUUAUAUCUUCACUUUUCUAUUUAAAUGUUUGGAAAUAUUUAGUUUUAGCCAUACAAAGAAAUUUAAAUUGCCCCAAAUUGGCAAAUAAAACCUUAAGCUGUUUAUUUUCCUCCAUUUCGGCCAGAGUAGUAUUUUAGAGCCCCUGGAAACAAAAAAUGUAGGUGUAAAUUUUUGCUUUGAGUUGGAUGGAAAAAAAAUGUAGCAAUGGCUAACAGUUAAAACAAGCUGGUAAAAGAUGUUCAAACCUAAACACCCACUUGCCCAUAGCCAGCAUACAUACUCUACAUAUGAUAAAAGGUUAUAACUGCUUAUAUGUUAUAUAUUUAGUCCACAAUUUUGGUAUUUUCCCUUCUCAUUAUUUUGGUUCUAAUUGAAACUUUUAGAAGAUCCUUUUGGAUGCUUCUCAUUGGAAAACUUGCUUUAGUGUUCAAUUUUAUCUUGUUUCAUUUCAAAACAGGGUCGCUUCCAAAAAAUAAAGUAUUCACUGUUUUAUGGAAAUUAGAAUUAAAAGACAAAUGGCAGCCAGGGAAAGGAUUCUAGAACUAAAUACAUCCAUAGUACCUGAAUGUGGCCUAAUCUUCAAUCUUUCUCAAUUGAGAGAGAAAUGAAAUAAAAAAAAGGAAGUGGCAGUACAUCCACGGCUGAGGCUUUGGGUAGCCUAGACUGGAUGUCAUUAUUUAUAAGCCUAGUCUUGAGUUAAAGAAACGUGAGCUAAGGGAUGGGGUUAGAUAAUCUCUUUGUAUCUAACACUUUUCAUUAAAGAUAGGCCCUCUGCUACUA